Molecule: messenger RNA, 1621 nt
Organism: Orussus abietinus
Lineage: Eukaryota; Metazoa; Arthropoda; Insecta; Hymenoptera; Orussidae
Gene: swi2
Product: protein singed wings 2
Exons: 10
Coding region: 163-1569 (468 amino acids)
Cellular component (GO): plasma membrane; extracellular matrix
Molecular function (GO): protein binding
Source: RefSeq, a predicted model, not a curated record
CCCAACAAACCGAAACCUCGACUGUUCAUAUCGAAGCGUUUCAGCGAAACCGCGUCGGAUUUUCACUUAAAAUCCGCACCCGAUCUAAUUUUCGCGUCCCUCACGGAGUUCUCAUGUAGUUUGAGAAUAUCAACUGGCUUCUUUCCAUCACAGAAAUCCAGAAUGAAGACAACUUUCAAGCCGAAUUAUUAUUUAGUUACCUUGGCAAUGACUUUGAUAUUCGUCGAGAGGUCCUCGGAGGAUCGACCAUUGGACAUCGACGAGCACGAACAGUCAGAUAUUCUCUCUUCGUGUUGUCGGACCGAAGACAAUGGUCAGCAUAUCAGAUGCUUCGGGGGAUUCCAUAAGAGGUGGCUGCCCAGGCCCGAAACUGUUAAAGUUCUCGAGAUCCUCGACUGGCCUGAACGAACUUUCGAUCCCGAGCGUCAUUUGCGAGGUCUAACGUCCUUGGAAGAGGUUAAAAUCGUCAGUAGCAAUCUUUCGAAGAUAUCGUCACGCUUCCCGAGAGAUGCAUUGUUUUUGAAGAAAGUGAGCAUCACUGGCACCGAUCUGCAAUUCCUUCCGAGAGACGUCUUCGUAGAUUCGCCGAACCUAAGGUACGUCGACUUGCGGAACAAUUCCCUCGGGACGAUGAACCCGCAAACCUUCGAAGUGGAACCUCUGCGAGAAAUCUAUCUCUCAGGUAACAAAUGGAAAUGCUCUUUGGACAACUCCUGGAUCCUGGACUCGAGGAAGGUUUCCGUCGCCAGCAGGAUCGUCGACAGGGACAAGCUCAGAUGUCAUACUCCUUUCACAGGAAGGCCACUCCUCUUCGUCAUGGAAAUUAUCGAGAGGCUAGAGAGGGAGUGCAAGCUCACGCCCUGCGACUGCAAUCUGGUUUACAUUGUGAACCGACAAGAUCGAGGCGAUGGAAGACGAGAUCCCAUGGCUUUGGCCUCAAUGAAUUGUAGCAGUCGAGGUCUGGUGUCUCUUCCAAACUUCCUACCGAGGAACACGACCACUCUUCAUCUGGCCAACAACAAGAUAACUGACCUGUCUUCACUCGCCACGAAUCCCGAGUACAGACGAAUCGUCGACGUCUACCUGAACGAUAACCUGAUAGAGUCCAUAGCGCCUCUGGAAGGGUCCCACUGGCUGGACCACUUCCGACUCCUUGAUCUCCGGGGGAACAAGUUGUCAGAUCUGCCAACCUACGCCCUGGAGAACGCGCUCUUGCAGAGCAGAAACGCCGCCAGCAUCUACCUCGGGAACAAUCCCUGGAGGUGUGACUGUUCCUUCACCCCCGGCUUCCAGGAUCUGCUGGUCAGAUACGAGCGACUGAUAAAGGACAUCAACGACGUUAAAUGCUCAGCCGACGCCCGUGAUGAUAAUUCCAAUAAGCAGAUUCGCGAGCUGACGAGGACUGAGAUUUGUGUUUCGCCGGAAGAGGAGUCCUGGCUCUACCCCCUGGACGUCCUCAACGUGAUCCUUGCCCUGUUGAUACUCUUGAUAAUCGGCAAGUUGGUGUACGAUUACUGGUCAUUCAAGAAGACCGGUAAUCUACCUUGGCUCGUCACUAAAAUUCCGUGAAACGAUUCGAAUCAAAGAAGGCCCUAGUAACAAAAUAUUUGUCUUACGUUUU